Molecule: messenger RNA, 1617 nt
Organism: Seminavis robusta
Lineage: Eukaryota; Bacillariophyta; Bacillariophyceae; Naviculales; Naviculaceae
Source: the annotation of a GenBank genome assembly
AUGUUGCGGUCUGUGUAUACAUAUACAAAUGCGUACCGGUAUGCCUGCAGAAGCAAUGCUACUAGUAGUACCAGUACAUGUACUAGACUGCUGAAGCCCUCGUUUGGCCGUUUCUUUUCGGCAGUCCCGUUGGAUCCUCCAUCUUCAGGAGAUUCGGAACUUGGUGUUUCUACCGUUGGUUCUAGUAAUACUAAUACAAGUACUACUAAUAGUGCCAGUGGCAAUGCAGAAGACCUAAGCAAGUACCUGAGGCCCUCAGAGAUCGUGACCAAGCUAGAUGACUACGUGGUGGGCCAGCAAGACGCGAAACGCGCCGUGGCCAUUGCGCUGCGAAAUCGCUGGAGGCGUCGCUUGCUACCAGAAGACAUCAAGCGGGAAAUCAUGCCCAAAAACGUUCUCCUCGUGGGACCCACUGGCUGUGGAAAGACCGAAGUAGCCAGGCGAAUGGCCAUGUUGAACGAUGCUCCUUUCAUCAAGGUUGAAGCUACCAAGUUCACCGAAGUGGGGUAUCAUGGCAGGGAUGUCGAUAAGAUCAUUAGUGAUCUGAUGGACAUUUCCUUACAAUUGACUCGCAAACGACACACAGAAAUCAUGAGGGAACAAGCCAGAGCAAACGUAGAAGAACGCAUCUUGGCCAUCCUCACUGGAACGUCUACCACAUCCACUCCCACCGGUACCAAUGACACUACCACUGCGGAUCGAACCACGGAUUCCUUUCGGGAAAUGAUGAAGGAUGGAAUGCUAGACGAUCAACCCAUCGAAAUUGACGUACCACAAAAAACACCAUCCGAAAUGAAUAUCGGAACCACGUCCACAGGAGGAGAUGUCACCAUGCCCAUUCCACCACAAAUCAUGGCCAUGAUCAUGUCACAAGGCGCUGCGGCAGGAGGAGGCAAAAAAAUUCCAACUGACAAAAAGAAAACUACCGUCGCAGAAGCGAGAGAAUUAUUAUUGGACAGUGAAAUUGACAAACUACUCGCCAAUGUUGACCUCAAAAAGGAAGCCAUUGCUGCUGUGGAAGAAACUGGGAUUGUCUUUAUUGACGAAAUUGACAAGAUUUGCACCUCCAAUGACUCCUUUGGUAAGAGUGCCGAUGCCAGUGCCGAGGGAGUACAGAGAGAUUUGUUACCCCUCGUCGAAGGAACAACAAUCAGCACCAAACACGGAAAUGUAAAGACCGAUUACAUUUUAUUUGUGGCCAGUGGCGCCUUUCAUGCGGUCAAGCCAAGUGAUCUACUGCCGGAGCUCCAAGGACGGCUUCCCGUUCGGGUAGAAUUAAAGGGACUUACGGAACGGGAUCUAUACCGAAUCCUCACGGAACCGGUCGCCAACAUGAUUCGCCAACAGGUCGAACUGCUCAAAACGGAGGGGGUCGAGUUGGUCUUUGAGGACGAAGCCAUUUUGGAGAUUGCAAGCAUGGCCGCAGAGCUCAACAAAUCGGUGGAAAAUAUUGGUGCUAGGAGACUGCAUACGGUGAUGGAACGGAUCAUGGAGGAAAUUAGCUUUGAAGCAGCCGAGGUGGACGCGGGCACGAAGUUUGUCGUGGAUAAACAGCUCGUGCAGGAACGGUUGAAGGAUGUUACCAUGAAGACGGAUCUCACGAGAUUCAUCUUGUAG